Messenger RNA from Pistacia vera, 672 nucleotides. Its product is annotated as secreted RxLR effector protein 161-like. Bases 1 to 672 code for a protein of 223 amino acids. The record is from RefSeq and is a predicted model, not a curated record. Lineage: Eukaryota; Viridiplantae; Streptophyta; Magnoliopsida; Sapindales; Anacardiaceae. The transcript has a single exon.
AUGGAAAACAUCCCUUAUGCAAACGUAGUUGGGUCAGUAAUGUAUGCCAUGAUUAGUACCCAACCAGACCUUUCUUUUGCAAUUUCCCUCUUAAGCAGAUUUAUGUCAAACCCUGGUUUUGAACAUUGGCUUGCUCUUAAAUGGCUUUUUAGAUAUAUCAAUAGUUAUGUUCAUGUGGGCUUGAAUUAUGGAAAAAGAUAUGACUCACUUGAUCUGGUAGGGUUUGUAGAUUCUGACUUUGCAGGUGACAAGGAUUCAAGGAAAUCAACCACGACAUACGUGUUCACCUUAGGAGGAAAUUGUGUGAGCUGGAAGUCCCAACUCCAGCCAAUUGUUGCCCUAUCAACAACUGAGGCAGAGUAUGUGGCUGUAACUGAUGUUUUCAAGGAAGCUUUAUGGCUCCAAGGGUUACUGUCAGAGGUUAAUCUGCUGGAGGGUACUAUUAUAGUCUAUUUAGACAGUCAAAGUGCUAUACACCUGAGCAAAAACCCCGUGUACCACGAGAGAACCAAACAUGUUGAUGUCAAAUACCAUUUUGUAAGGGAACUGGUGGAUAAAGGAGUGAUCAUUCUGAAAAAAGUGUCAAUCGAGGAUAACCCUUCAGAUAUGGGAAUAAAGGUGGUCUCUCCAACCAAGUUCAAGCACUGCUUGAACCUGUUGCAUAUUCAGUAA